Messenger RNA from Anopheles bellator, 1999 nucleotides. Its product is annotated as alpha-tocopherol transfer protein-like. Bases 329 to 1312 code for a protein of 327 amino acids. Gene Ontology annotation, molecular function: phosphatidylinositol bisphosphate binding. Gene Ontology annotation, cellular component: membrane. The transcript is spliced from 3 exons. NCBI's taxonomy places the organism in Eukaryota, Metazoa, Arthropoda, Insecta, Diptera, Culicidae. The record is from RefSeq and is a predicted model, not a curated record.
ACACGGCGUUUCGCUUCUUCUCGUAGGUCCCCGUAACCGAUCCGGUUCCACCGAUCCGACGUACGUUGGGUGGUGCCACAGAAAGGUUUGUGCGGCGAUCUGUUGAUCUUUCGGCCCAUAACGGGCCGGGCGUGUGCGUGACCACCGUGGAUUGUGGUGGACGGUGAUCCGUAAAAGGACGGUGGGUGGAAAGUGAGAUACGUGACCUCGUGCCACUUGCAGAUCCGCCGAACGGGAAAACCCAAACAAAGCGUCUCCGUUUGGUGUUGGAGAAGAUCCGGCGAUCCCGGCAGCCCAGGCAGCCCAAACUACCAAACGAUCGGCGAAGAUGGACCCCGAAACGAUGGUGCACGAGAACGGGACGAACCCGGCCACUCACCAGCCGUACAGCUGGACGUUGGGGGACAAGCUGAAAAAGACGGCCAAAUCGGAGCUCCGGGAGGACGCGUCGCUGCGCACCCAGAGCCUGGCGCAGAUGCGCGAGUGGAUCGCCAAGAGCACGCACAUCAAACGGUGCCGGACCGAUGCGUUGUUCCUGCUGCGCUUCCUGCGCACCAAGAAGUACUCGAUCCCGCAGGCGUGCGCCAUGCUGGAGAAGUAUCUGAUGAUUCGCCAGACGAACCCGGCCUGGUUCCAGCGGCUCGACAUCGAAGACCCGGAGCUGGAGGCCAUCAUCGACGGGGGCUACAUCGUGCCGCUGCCGGAACGGGACGACCAUGGGCGGCAGGUGAUCCUGUCGGUGGCCGGCAAUCUGGACCUCACGCGCGUCUCGUCGGCCCUGCUCGCCCGCGUGCACAUCCUAGUCCAAGAGGUACUGGCCGAUGACGAGCAGUCGCAGAUCUGCGGCUACACGCACUGCUUCGACGAGCGCGACCUGUCGAUGAAGCUGAUGGGCAUGUGGUCCCUGGUGGACAUCAAGAAGGCGGCCGACUGCAUACAGAACGGGGUGCCGAGCCGAAUCAACAGCUUCAACAUGAUCGGACUCCCGUCCACGGCCGCCACGCUGCUCGAGUUCUGCGUCUCGCUCCUUAGCGACAAGCUGCGCAAACGAUUCAACCUCUUCCGAACGAUCGAUGACUUCGCGACCAAGACGAAUCGGAAGAUACUGCCGAAGGAGUACGGCGGCGUGGUGCCGAUGGCGGACAUGAUCGCCCAGUUUAAGGUGCGUUGCCGGGCGAAGCGAGCCCAGCUGCUGGCGAUGGACGAGCUGUACAUCGAGCUGUCGAAGGCCCCGGGCCACUGUGCGGACUCGUGCCGCCGCGAUCUGGAAGCUGGCAUGAUCGGGAGCUUCCGCAAGCUGGAGGUGGACUAGUGUGGACGUAUGCUUCGAAACCGUCUCUUACCAGAGUACUACCGUGUUGUUACCAUCCCGCUUCACAAUGGCACGAGAAUAUUUAACGCAAACGAUGGAGAGCACCGGCAAUGGCCUAUCUAUUCACCGGUUUUGUGUUAUGCUUGCGACGCUAUGUAUUCCCAACUCAAGGCUUCAGCAGGGGCAGCGUAUGCUCGGUGCUUCGUUAUAAUCGGACACAUCCCCAAUCUGGUUGUUUUGCCUUCCACUUAAUUGAACUGUGAUGAAUCCUGAAUCCUCUGAGCGAAGGCUCAGUAACCGUUCCGCUCCGUCGCGCCGUCCACGAUCGGCUGCGCUGUGUCCGUAUCGAGAUAUCGACAAACGUCAAAAUAGGCAACAUUUCCGCAAACUUGGGGACAACCUAAUUCGGUAAUGGGAGCUAUCUACUAGAGCUACUAGGGGGUACUAUGAAGUGAUAAAAGCAUAUAUCGCGCGUGCGAGAGAGAGAGAGAGAAAAGAGGAGAGUAUUAUGACACCGGCCCGGGCUGGAACCUAGGCUGGUCGUGGUUGGUCGUUGCGCAACACGCUCCGUGCGAUCCUCGAAUUGCUAUCGAGCAAAGUGGCCACCGGAGUUGUUGGCACUGGCACUGGAAGAUGCAUGUACAUUUAAUCAUAAUUGGAAUAAGCCGCGAAUAAAACGAAGAGAAA